Suillus subalutaceus is the source of this 1158-nucleotide messenger RNA. RefSeq lists its product as uncharacterized. Bases 1 to 1158 code for a protein of 385 amino acids. Lineage: Eukaryota; Fungi; Basidiomycota; Agaricomycetes; Boletales; Suillaceae. The record is from RefSeq and is a predicted model, not a curated record. The transcript is spliced from 11 exons.
AUGACCAUUUUGGUCAAUGUUCCAACAAUUUCGCUGACAGAUGCAGGUUGCCUUGUCGUCUAUGACACACUUGAUUGGAUGGGUAACAUUAUAAAUAUAAUACUGGGCAUCAUCAUGAUUGCUUGGUUACAUGCCAUGUAUCAGCAAUCCAGAAAGGUGCUGAUAUUUCUCGUUGUCAUCUUUCUGGCAAUUAGAAUUGCCAAUGCAGUGAUGCUCGCAAUAGAGACGACGCAGAUUGCAGGGGAGGAAUACAUUCUCUCCGGCACCUAUCAGUGCACUGGCUACCUAGGAGAUUACAUAUUUCUGGUCUCCGUGACUUGGGUACUUUCCACUGCAUGGGAGGUCGUUGUACUGUGUUUCACGAUCUGGAUUGCUGUAAAACACUUCCAUGAACUCCAACAACACUCGACAAGUGGUAUUAUCGGGGACUGUUUCACAGUGUUAAUGCAAACUCAUGUUAGUUACGUUGCAAGUUUUUGGCUCUCUCUUGCUUCAAGAUUGGACAUGUAUUCCCUGGAAUAUCAGAUUUUUAUUGGUAUCACUCGGAUACUCCAGACGGUGCAGUUGUUUGUGCUGGGACCACGCCUGAUCCUUGGUGUUCGAGAAUAUCAUGCUGAGCUCGUAGCCAACUCUGAUACAGCAUCUGCUAUGACUUCAAUUGCUUUUCAGGAGCGUGUCCAUGUGUCAACUAGCAGCACUGCUCCUAUGCACAGAGUACCUCUAGCAGGACCGUGGCUCGUUGAUCAGGUUCCCAAGCGGAUCCAGGGGAUAACGAGGGGGAAUGGCGAGAAAUGUGCAGGCGCAGACGGACCGACUGAACUCGUAUUUGUGCAGUUCGUUGUGGAUUCAAGCUCUCAGGACCACAAUAUGUCUUGCCACCAAGAGAAUGAUCAUCCUCGGGUCCAAAAUUCGGUCCAAAGUAUCCGAGCAAGUAGUCUCAGAGAGUCUGUCCAGGUUGCAGGAUCAGGACAGUACAUGUUUACGGAACUACGUCAUCCGCCUUUCGCUCAGCUGAACAGUGUCCUGGUGCUCUUUCCAAGACAUGCAGCACCCAUCAGUGACGAAUUCCGUGUUGUCGAUCACUGGGGGUUUGGAAUGUUCCAUGACGAUGCUGUUCAGCCGGUCGAAGAACAAAAUGAAGAUAGUCGUUAUCUCUAA